Molecule: messenger RNA, 1696 nt
Organism: Setaria italica (foxtail millet)
Lineage: Eukaryota; Viridiplantae; Streptophyta; Magnoliopsida; Poales; Poaceae
Product: actin-related protein 6
Exons: 8
Coding region: 40-1566 (508 amino acids)
Cellular component (GO): Swr1 complex
Molecular function (GO): nucleosome binding
Source: RefSeq, a predicted model, not a curated record
ACUCCCUCCCGAUACGUUGGCCCAACUAGCCCAACAGAUAUGGCCCAACUAGCCCAACUAGUCCAGCGGGUUCACCCUUCUUUCCCCCGUCCCCUUCUCUCUUCUGCUGCUCUCCUCUCUUGGUCUUCCAUUCCAGGCGGCGACGACUGGGCCAGCGGCGGCGCCACUCGCCACGUCUUCGCGGGGCCCUUUGCCGGCGACGAGCACCCACGAGACAUCUUGGGGUUCCUCUCCCUCAGAAGAGGCUGGACUAGGAGAAGAGAGGGAUAUACAAUGACUGGUGGAUCAGGUGUGGUGGUGAUAGAUAAUGGGGGUGGCCUUCUCAAGGCUGGCUUUGGCGGGGAUCAGGAUCCGAUUGCUGUGGUGCCCAACUGUAUGGCCAAACCCCCUGGUGGCAACACCAAGAAAUGGCUUGUGGCUGACCAGCUGCAGGCGGACGAUGUCGACGUGACUGGCAUGACACUGAAGCGCCCCAUUGACCGUGGCUAUCUUAUCAAUACUGAGGUUCAGAGGGAGGUCUGGGAGCGGGUUGUACGCAACUUGCUGAAGGUGGAUCCUAACAACUCAUCCUUGUUACUGGUGGAACCCAUGUUCAACCCUCCCGCUCUGCAGCAUGCAACUGACGAGCUGGUGUUCGAGGAAUUUGGGUUCAAGUCUCUGUGUGUUGCAGAUGCUCCUUCCCUUGUCCACCUUUAUGAAGCUAGCCGCCAACCAACGCUCUUUCGUGCCCAGUGCAGCCUUGUUGUUGACUGUGGCUUCUCUUUCACACAUGCAUCCCCUGUGCUUCAGAAUUUUACUCUAAACUAUGGUGUGCGGCGUAUGGACCUUGGUGGCAAGGCCCUUACAAACUAUCUCAAGGAGCUUGUCUCAUACCGUUCGCUUAAUGUCAUGGAUGAAACUCUUCUCAUUGAUGAUGCAAAGGAAAAGCUAUGCUUUGUCUCCCUUGAUGUCCCUGGUGAUCUGCGCCUUGCCAGGUUAUCUUUCAAGGACAACCCUUUUAGAUGUUCUUACAUUCUCCCUGAUGGUAUAACAUACAAGAAAGGGUUUGUCAAGGACAUGGAUGAUGCACUUAGAUACUGCUCUCUGCCUCUCAAUGAAGAAUCAGAUAGAAAGGACCAUGGCUUGGAGACAAAUAAGUUUGAGGAUCGUAAAAAGCCAGAAUUAAGUCAAAAUGAAUUUGUAUUGACAAAUGAGAGGUUCCUUGUCCCGGAGAUGCUUUUUCAUCCAAUUGACCUUGGUAUAAAUCAAGCUGGGCUUGCUGAGUGUAUAGUUCGUGCUGUACAAGCAUGCCAUCCAUAUCUUCAACCUGUGCUUUUCGAGAGCAUCAUCUUGACAGGUGGAAGCACAUUGUUCCCCAGAUUUGCUGAAAGAUUGGAGAGGGAACUUCGGCCUCUUGUCCCUGAUGACUACCAGGUGAAGAUAACUCGUCAAGAGAACCCAAUUCUUGGUGUCUGGAGAGGUGGAUCCAUUUUGGCCUCCAGCCCUGAUUUCGAAUCAAUGUGCGUCACAAAAUCAGAGUACGAGGAGAUGGGAUCAGCACGGUGUCGGCGAAGAUUUUUCCACUGAAGUGUAGUAGAAUGGAUCAUGGUUUUGUAAAUAUGAUGAGGCAAUUCCGUAGAUCAGGCCAAUCUGAUUUUUGUUUAGGGCAACUAAAUGGCUACUGAUGAUUUAGAAAUGGGAACAUAUCUAGUAGAAA